Molecule: messenger RNA, 4257 nt
Organism: Apus apus (common swift)
Lineage: Eukaryota; Metazoa; Chordata; Aves; Apodiformes; Apodidae
Gene: ENPP6
Product: ectonucleotide pyrophosphatase/phosphodiesterase 6
Source: RefSeq, a predicted model, not a curated record
UGCUGCAGAUCGCUGGCCGUGCCCGCCAUGGGGAGCCGCAGCCUCCUGGCCGCCCUCCUGGCCUCCACCCUCGGCGCCCUCCUGCCGCCCCCCGCCGCCUCCCGCAAGCUCCUGGUGUUCCUGCUCGAUGGCUUCCGCUUCGACUACAUCGACGACAGCGAGCUGGAGAGUCUGCCCGGCUUUCGGGACAUCGUGAACAUGGGGGUGAAGGUGGAUUACAUGACCCCAGACUUCCCUAGCCUCUCCUACCCGAAUUACUACACGCUGAUGACAGGUCGUCACUGUGAGGUUCAUCAGAUGAUUGGAAACUACAUGUGGGACCAAAAGACAAACGUGUCUUUUGAUAUUGGUGUGAAUAAAGAAAGCCUGCUGCCUCUCUGGUGGAAUGGAUCGGAGCCUUUGUGGGUCACAAUGAUGAAAGAAAAAAAGAACGUUUCCAUGUACUACUGGCCAGGUUGCGAGGUCGAAAUCCUUGGAGUCAGACCGAGUUAUUGCCGCGAGUACUUCAGUGUCCCAACAGACAAAAACUUUGCAGACGCCAUCAGAGAUGCCCUCGAGUCUCUGAGCAACGGCAGCGCCGAGAUGGCCGCCGUCUACUACGAGCGCGUCGACGUGGAAGGCCACCACCACGGCCCCGCGUCGCGCCAGCGGAAGGCCGCCCUGAAGGCGCUGGACAAAGCCUUCAGCAGCAUGAUCGCACUCAUCAAGAGCAUGGGCCUUCAGGAUGACAUCAAUGUCCUCCUCUUCUCUGACCACGGGAUGACAGACAUCUCUUGGGCAGACAAAGUGAUUGAGCUGAAAAACUAUAUCAAUAUGAGUGACACCAUCCAAAUGAAGGACCGAGGUCCUGUUGUGAGCCUCUGGCCAGUUCCAGAGAAGCACACAGAGAUAUAUCAAAAAUUGAAAGCUGUGCAACACAUGCAUGUUUAUAACAUUCAGGAUAUUCCAGACAGAUUUUUCUACAAAAAAGGAAAAUUUGUGUCUCCUCUAACUCUUGUGGCUGAGGAAGGAUGGUUCAUUGUAGAGAGCAGGGACAAGCUGCCCUUCUGGGAGAACGGGACGGGCUGGAAGGAGGCCUGGCAGAACGGCUGGCACGGCUAUGACAACGAGCUCAUGGACAUGAGAGGCAUCUUCCUCGCAUACGGGCCAGAUUUCCGAUCCAACUACCGAGCGCCCCCCAUCAGGUCCGUGGAUGUUUACAACAUCAUGUGCAGCCUGGCAGGAAUACAGCCGCUGCCCAACAAUGGCUCCUGGUCCAGGGUGGAAUGCAUGCUCCGAAACGCGGCCGCCCUGGCCCCGCUCCCCCCCGCCGGCAGCUGCGUCCUGGCGCUGGCGCUGCUCUCCCUGCUCGCCGAGCGCAUCUCCUCGCUGUGAUCCCCCAACAACGUCAGUCAGUGUCACCAGCAACUCCAUUCUUUCUUUUCUUUUCUUUUUUUUUUUUAAGUUCCUCAUUUGCAUAACAACUUCCUUAAUAGAAUGUUGCCCCUACUUUUCUCCAUCGUGCUACACCGGGCGUGAAUCUGACCCACCCAGCUUUUACAGAGGCUGCAUACAACAUGAAGCCAUGUUUUUGCUGCUCUAAACACAUGCAGGGAAGCUGGUGUUGCUACUGCAGACUUUGGGCACUGGUAACAAGAGCAGAAUCCCAGCCGGCUGUCCACACAACCUUCUGGUGUGCGCAUGUGGAGCUCUCUCCAAGCGUCAAAUGCAUCUUGCCCCAGCAUCUUUAAAUGAGAAGCUGCCCCUGGCUCCCAGUGCUGAGAAGCUCAAGGGUGAAGACAGACCUCUGCACCUUUGUGUCCUUUCUGGUUUACUCCAUCUCCAGCAGAGCCCCAACUUCUUCCUUACAGUACCAGUCAAGCCCCAUCAGCACCAACACAUGCUUCAAAGAGCUCUUUGCUGAGCGAUUGUAAUGUUGAGGGGCAGGAGAGCAGUGAGAGCAGUGAGAGCAUCCUACUUCUCUCAGCCUUUCCUUCUUCAUUUUCCUCAAAGUGAACCCUGGCCCUGCACACCUCAAAGGUCAGGCUUUCCUCACGGACCAGAGUGGAGGGGAGGGCUGGGAAAAGGGAGCAAUAAAAAUCCUCUGCUUCAGAAAUGGGAGGAAAGUGAAAAGGCAUCUGGACACACAGAGGUCAGGAGAAAGUAGGAUGAGGAAGCCUGGCAUUUAACAACCUCUGCUUUUCCUGGUGAAGAUAUUCUCUGCUCAGAUUUCAGGGGUUUGUACCCAAUUGCUUUUCUGAAGGUUUUUCAACACUUAGUGCUUUUCUACCACCUGUUGCUCUCUACACCCCUGCCUGGUGAACAGCACAUUACCAUUUAUUCUGAAACAGGGAGAAAAUGGAUCUCCCGCCCUCUCAGUUAAUCCUAGCUAGUAUUUCCACCACAGUCUAUCAAGCCCAAAGUUGUAAAGUUAAAUAGCAGGAGAGGAUGGAGCUGUUGUUGGAGGUAAAGCCUCUGAAAGGUAAGUUAAAUGGGUGAUGUAAUCCUGAAAACAUCAACGUGGCAGAUAUAUUAAAUCCUUGAAAAACCUGGUUUUGCCCUACUUAUUCACUCCAGAGCAGCCAAGGUCCACCUUGGGCUGAUGUUCAACACAGGGCUGGUGGCAGAGCCAGCACCAUGGUCUGUUAGCUCAGAAGAUUCAUUUCACCUAACUGCUCAUUUGUCUGGUUGUCACAGUCCUUGGUGUUACACACUGGGAUGUAUGUAUGCUGUGGCAGGUCACUAGAAAGGUGUUAUUUUUGCAUCACUAAACUUCCACUGUGAAAUAAGCUUGUCUAGAACAGGGCUGUAGGGUCUGAUCCUGCAAAGUGUUCCUUCCAGGCUGUGGCCUUCAGCAACGCUUUUGGGAGUGCUCAGCACUUCUUCUGAAAUACAUCUGAACCAGGGGCUUUCUGUAACAAAAUGCCUUUGGAAGGAUUUAGGUCCCUCCCCAUCCAAAAUAAACCCCUAGGACUUACUAUUCCUAUGGAUCCAGAGCCAAGCACCAUCCAGGUAUGUGUGGUACAGUGAGUUUCAGGGUGAAUGAUUACACCAAGGAGAAAAAAAAAACACACCAAAUUAAACCUGACAAAAGACUUCUGUAAUAGCUGUAAAGAUUUAUGUAAUGUGUUUUUAAAGCUCAAGUGAACCUUCAAAUCAAUUGGGAAAAAAAAGGAGAAAAUCAGUCUUUGUUAUUAGGCUGUUCAGUAUAAAAGGCAAUUUAGUGCUUUCGAAGCAUUUGCAGUAGCUGUAAAACAAGCACCUAUUGUUCAGAGUUCCCUGUUGCUCUUUAAUGGACCAGGCUCAAUGAAUUCACUGGAACACAUUUUUUAAAGCAAAAAAAUUCUCAGUAUACAAGAUAACUAAAUUACUAAAUUACCAAGUUUUGUUUGAAAAUCAAGAGGAUAGAUACAGUCAGUGCCUGCUAAUCCCUUCACAGCCUGCCAUUUUAACUCUUACACUGAACACAACCCAAGGUCAUUUUACAGAAGAAAAGAUCCUAAAGGUAUAAGAGUAUAUUCAGAUUCUCCAUUUCACAAGCAGAAGUUGGAAGUAACAAAUUGGGUCCAUUGUGUUGUUCCCGGGAUGGGCCACGACACACAAAACCAACACUGAACCCUGGGAGUACUUUGUGUAACUGAUUUUUGCCAGUGUCCACAUGCAGAUACUGCAGAAUAAAUCUCUUUAAUUGCAAGGUUAUUUUCUUGCCCUUAAUGCCAGCAUUGUGUUUAUGGCAAUGCACUUCAAAAGAUACUUGAAUUGUAAAGUGAAAUUUGACAGCAGACCUACAAGAAGCUCAUUAGCUUUGGGAGAACUGCAGAUGAUUAUUUUCUGAGAAGUGCAGCUUUCUUCCUCAGAAAUGUUGCACCUCUGAAUCAGCUCACAUUCUCAUUGAAAAAUGAAGUGUCUUGACUCUAGCCUAUUUUUCUGUAUACUAUGCAAUGGAGGUGGGUGUAUUUUAAAACCUAUUUCUGAAUGAUGUUUUUGUACAAUGACUAAUUGUGAAUGAGUGAGUAAUUCUAAGAAUGCUGGUAGAAAAACUAUGCAUCUUUUUGUAAAUACUGUAAGAUUUUGGAAAAAAAACCCAACACAACAGACCCAAAUCACCUCUGUAACAUCUUGCCUUUCUUGUUUGAUUGCUGCAUCAAAGUGUGAUAAACAGUGUUUGAAGCUUGUGCUGAUUAAUCAUCAGAAAGAUGAAUGAUAACAUUGUUUAGAAAUGGCUAAGUUGUCAGCAUGUAAAUUAGGGAUAUUAAAUACAUCACACGAGAUACUGUA